AUGGACCAUGAUGAGAAAAACGGGCUUAGGGGAUUUUGGGCAAUCAAGCGAAGAGGUUGUCAGUGUUUGAUAUCUAUUCGAAUAAUUUGGUACAACUUUGAGGGCCUGGCAGAAAGGGAGCAAACCGUCACAGAAAUUCAGCGUUAUGGCCAAAAUGUACCAGAAAUUCACUUGAUGCCGCAUGCGCUCAGAAAUAGGCGUGCACAGUUUGCUCAGGUAACACUCGUUAAAUCAAGAAAACUACGCGUGAAGGCAAUGCCUGAUAUCUGCAAGCAUGGGAAUCAGAGCCUAGGAGCUUUUAUCGGUGAAGCGGCAGUGUACGUGCUUCUAGGGCACACUGGGACUGGAAAUGAGUGA
Molecule: messenger RNA, 357 nt
Organism: Protopolystoma xenopodis
Lineage: Eukaryota; Metazoa; Platyhelminthes; Monogenea; Polystomatidea; Polystomatidae
Source: the annotation of a GenBank genome assembly